AUGUCGUCAGCGAAUGCGAACGAAAUCACCAUCGCCGUCGAUCCAGACGUGCACCUCCGCCAAGACGAAUAUGACCCCCGCGACUGGAACUCCGAGACCACCUCAAUCGGGUCCUCUAUCUAUCGCGGAAUCAUGGAGAAUGGCCGCCGCUACCAAUCCCUAAAGGAAGACGAGUACGCCUUCCCCGCCGACGAGCAGCAGUUCGACACCUACGACGCCGUCCACCUCGCCGCGAUCGUUGGAGACUCCGCUGAAGAAAACCCGCUCUUCCACGCACCCAUCGAACCCAAGAACGUCCUCGAUAUUGGUACGGGAAAGGGAUCGUGGGCCGUUGAUGUCGCGGAUAUGUUUCCCGAGGCUUGGGUUCGUGGCGUGGAUCUCUUCCCGCCGCCCGUUACUUGGUUACCGCCUAACUGUAUUUUGGAGGUGGAUGAUGUGACGCAGGACUGGACGUGGAGUAAGAAGUUCGAUUUGAUUCAUCUUCGGGUUACGGCGUGCGCGUUUACGCCUGAGGAAACGGUGGAUAUCAUGAAGAAGUGUUAUGACAAUCUCCAGCCUGGUGGUUGGAUUGAACAGUUUGAAAUUCACCCCAAUGUUUAUUGUGAUGAUGCGAGUAUCGCGGAGGAUAGUGUUCUAUAUGAUAUUGGACCCAGGUGUGACGCUGCCGCCAACAAAUCCGGCAAGCGCAUGGAUCUUCAACCAAGUGGCCCAUCGGGCCCUGGCCUCGCGAAAAGUCUAAAGAAGGAGCUAGGCUCAAUCAACCUCCACCAUUGGCUGACCGGUAUCGAGGGAUACACCAUGUUCCUAAUGACCAAGUUUGGAGAUCCCGAGCCAUGGACUCAGGAGGAGGUGCGAGUGUACAAUGCUCAGAUGCGAAAGGGGCUGCUGAACCCACACCACCACCCAUACCAACGUACAAGGCGAGUUUGGGCCAGAAAGCCCUUCCCCGAGGAGGAGAAGGCGAGGGAGGAGAAGGAGAAGGAGGAGAAGGCGAAGGAGGAGAAGGCGAAGGAGGAGAAGGAUAAGGCGGAAGCGGCGGCCGCAGCUGCGGCGAAACAGAAAUCGCCUGAAAUCAAGAAAGAAGAAAAGGAGUGA
Molecule: messenger RNA, 1095 nt
Organism: Penicillium waksmanii
Lineage: Eukaryota; Fungi; Ascomycota; Eurotiomycetes; Eurotiales; Aspergillaceae
Exons: 3
Coding region: 1-1095 (364 amino acids)
Source: RefSeq, a predicted model, not a curated record